Molecule: messenger RNA, 1309 nt
Organism: Hordeum vulgare subsp. vulgare (domesticated barley)
Lineage: Eukaryota; Viridiplantae; Streptophyta; Magnoliopsida; Poales; Poaceae
Exons: 7
Coding region: 23-1102 (359 amino acids)
Source: RefSeq, a predicted model, not a curated record
UGAUAAAAAAAACAAUCCAUGCAUGCAGAUAUGUGAACGAUUCAUGAUUGGAUUUCCGUACUGGUGGGAGACUUGGGAUUCACACAUGGAAUCAUACCCAAACCUUUUUAUCCACCCACAAGAGGAUUCAAUUCAAUUUUACCUGGAGAAAUUCCAACUAGCCAAUUUUAUUCAGAAGUUUGCACCUUUCUUAAUCAAGGACCUUAAUGAUGCUAAAAAGUUACCAAUCAAUGAUCUCUAUGCAUUCAUAGGGGGUUCAAGAUUUCAGGAACACAAUUGUGGAAAUGAUGUUUCAACCAAGGAAAGUUCUGCUGCUUCUGAAGAUGCCAGACCCGCAGUUGUAGCUUAUGUGGAAAUAGGCUUGAACCCGAGCAGCACUUCACAUGAAAGAGAUCAUGUGAACAUUGAGGGUAAUGUAUCUCUUGCUCCUACAGAAACAUAUAGUGGUGAUGAAACUUGCAAAGAGGCAGGAAAUCAGAAUGACACUAUGCAUCCAGAUGCAAGAGAAGAUGAUGUUGGUAGCCAUCUUUUUAACUCCGAUUGGACUUGCACUAUGCCCCCUAAUCAUAUGCCCAAUGACUCAGAAGGAGGAAAUGCCACCAAUGCUGAACUACUGGCUUUAGAUCCUUUAGCCAGAGUACAGCCUAAAAGUUCUAAUUGCUGCUCAGAGAUUGCUGGUGCUUUUCAAAGUGUUGAACCCUUAAGUUAUCAAAGUGCUCCAGUGGCUCCAUUGAAGAAUCAACAAUACUUGGAAAGAAAUGAGCACAUCACAUUGACUCAAAAGGCAGUAUCAAAUAAAACUGUACCAUCUUCAAUUCACUCGGAUGUGCAAUCUCCGAAAAAAACUGUAGGUUCAGCAAAGAAGCAGAGAUCUGCAAAGCAAGGGUUGGGGCGUCCUACUAGAUUGAAUUCAGCUCCAUAUGCUCGGCUUACUCGUUCUAGGGUCCGGGCAUUAUCUAUUUCCACACCCGAGUCUCUCAAAAUGAGAAGAACCAGAUCAGGUCGAGUGAUAGUACCUCAAUUGGAUUCAGUAAGAAGUUGGGUUGUCUAUGACAGGGAUGGGUUCAUUUCAGGCGUUGCUCAUACGCAUAAUGGGGGCUAACUGGCAAGUUAGCAAGACUUGCAUGCAAGUCCAGAAGGUAACGACUUGAUUUUCGACAUGGAAGUUCCAAGGCUCCAGCACCAAGCGGUGGGCGACAGUAUAAGAUCCACUUGUUUCUACCACUGGAUAUUUGCAUAUUAGGACCUUGUAAUGUCAGAUAUGGGCAGCUUUUAUUUUUGUGCAAUCGAUUUGAAGUCAUCAAGAUUA